Molecule: messenger RNA, 951 nt
Organism: Alternaria burnsii
Lineage: Eukaryota; Fungi; Ascomycota; Dothideomycetes; Pleosporales; Pleosporaceae
Exons: 4
Coding region: 1-951 (316 amino acids)
Source: RefSeq, a predicted model, not a curated record
AUGUACGCAGCCUCGAAGGCGCCGGUUUCGAAGGAUGUUCUUCUUUGUACGAAUAUUGUUAUGCUCCUUCUGACAUCUGGAUUAGCUCUUACGCGCGCUGUGCCACAAAUCGUCAAACGCGAACCUUUUGAGUUGCCCGAUCUCUUCGUCUACUUUGCUUUCUGCUUAUUUGUCGCACUAUGGGCUUGUUAUCAUGUCGUUGCGUCAUCGAUAUAUAGAGCGUAUGCAGUUCUGGAGGGAAAGACUGAACCGUACGCCACGAUGAAGAACGAUGCUAUAGCGAUGUUGAAGUUCCUUGUUACCGGCCAAAUGUGUUUCUACACACUUCUCAUUUCGGUCAAAAUGUCGUUGCUGACGCUGUACCGAAAGCUGCUCGCCGGACUGCCGAGGAUCUACAGAAAGAUAUGGUGGAGCAUAGUCACCUUUUGCGUGCUGGCGUGGGUUGGUAGUAUCGUUGGCACUCUCACUACUUGUGACGAUCUCGACGCGGAGUCCAGAGAAGGCCAAUGCGGAGGAACUGCCAAUGAAGACCAGAGGGUUAUUUUCAGCCUCUACUUCGCGUACUCCGUUGAUGUGACAACUGAUCUAGCUGUCAUGUUUCUGCCACUGCGUCUCACAUGGAAUCUUCAGAUGCCUCGCAAGCAGAAGAUAGCCAUAAUGAUUGCCUGUUCACCCGCCUUCGCAUCCUUCAUUCGGAAGCACAUGGAUACGAAAAAGGCAUCGUACAAUGCUCAAGGCUUUUUGGAACAAGGAACCGAUGAGAUCGAAAUGAAGAGCAUCGUCAGUCCCUCAGGCCGACGCAACCGCGACGUCGCAGAUAUCUACUGGGAAGAUACACAUAGUAGCCAGGAGGAACCCGCGAAUAAUGCCGGGCGUAUCAUGGUAAAGACGACAGUGCACCAGAAUAACGAGAUUUCCACCCACAGUUCCAAACAUGGGGUAACCAGCUAG